AAAAAAAAAAAACCAAAGACACACAAACAAUCUUGUUUUUAGUAUAAUUUAAAAAAAAAUGGCGGAGACGCCAGAAACAACAACAACAACAACCAAGGCAAUGCCGGAGAAGAAAAAAGAGCAAACGUUGCCGUUUUAUAAACUGUUUUCAUUUGCAGACAAACUUGAUUGUUUUCUAAUGAUUGUUGGUACUAUUGGUGCUGUCAUUCAUGGAUCCUCCAUGCCAUUUUUCUUCCUUUUGUUUGGUCAAAUGGUCAAUGGUUUUGGCAAAAAUCAAUCUGAUUUACAUACCAUGACUCAUGAAGUCUCCAAGUAUGCUUUGUAUUUUGUUUAUCUCGGAUUGGUCGUGUGUGUAUCUUCCUACGCAGAAAUAGGAUGUUGGAUGUAUACUGGAGAAAGGCAAGCGAGUGCAUUAAGGAAAAGGUACUUGGAAGCAGUUUUGAAACAGGAUGUCGGAUUUUACGAUACGGAUGCUAGAACGGGCGAUAUUGUUUUUAGCGUAUCGACUGAUACACUGCUUGUUCAAGAUGCCAUUAGCGAAAAGGUGGGAAACUUUAUCCAUUAUUUAUCAACAUUUUUGGCCGGAUUGGUGGUUGGUUUCGUGUCCGCAUGGAAGCUAGCUCUUCUUAGUGUUGCAGUAAUUCCAGGGAUCGCAUUUGCAGGCGGCUUAUACGCUUAUACACUUACAGGUCUCACUUCUAAAAGCCGUGAAUCGUAUGCCAAUGCUGGCAUCAUCGCUGAGCAGGCUAUUGCACAAGUAAGAACAGUGUACUCGUAUGUCGGUGAGACCAAGGCCCUUGACUCGUAUUCAGAUGCAAUACAACACACUCUUAAACUCGGUUACAAGGCCGGUAUGGCAAAGGGUUUGGGACUGGGAUGUACGUAUGGAAUUGCGUGUAUGUCAUGGGCGCUUGUGUUCUGGUAUGCCGGGGUUUUUAUUAGGAACGGGCAAACAGAUGGUGGAAAAGCGUUCACUGCUAUUUUCUCUGCUAUUGUUGGUGGCAUGAGUUUGGGUCAGUCGUUUUCGAAUCUUGGAGCAUUCAGCAAAGGCAAAGCUGCUGGUUAUAAGCUUUUGGAAAUUAUUAACCAAAAGCCAACUAUAGUUCAGGACUCUACAGAUGGGAAGUGUUUAUCGGAGGUUAAUGGCAAUAUCGAGUUUAAAGAAAUAUCUUUCAGUUAUCCUUCAAGGCCAGAUGUCCUUAUCUUUAGAAAUUUCUCCAUUUUCUUCCCUGCUGGAAAGACGGUAGCUGUGGUUGGUGGUAGUGGAUCUGGUAAAAGCACUGUUGUCUCACUGAUCGAAAGGUUUUACGACCCUAAUCAAGGGCAAAUAUUAUUAGACAAUGUGGAUAUUAAAACCCUGCAGCUACGAUGGUUACGCGAUCAAAUUGGUCUAGUGAAUCAAGAACCUGCACUUUUUGCUACAACUAUCCUCGAGAACAUACUUUAUGGAAAGCCCGAUGCAACCACAGCUGAAGUCGAGGCUGCAACCUCUGCAGCCAAUGCUCAUAGUUUCAUCACCUUACUUCCAAAUGGCUACAAUACUCAAGUAGGGGAGCGUGGGGUCCAGCUGUCUGGUGGCCAAAAACAGAGAAUUGCAAUCGCUAGAGCAAUGUUGAAAAACCCAAAAAUCCUCCUCCUUGAUGAAGCAACCAGUGCCCUUGAUUCAGGUUCCGAGAGCAUCGUUCAAGAAGCUCUUGAUCGGUUAAUGGUUGGAAGAACAACGGUUGUGGUUGCACAUCGGUUAUCUACCAUAAGAAAUGUUGAUUCAAUAUCAGUCAUUCAACAAGGACAAAUUGUGGAGUCAGGAACACAUGAAGAACUAAUUUCAAAACCAGGAGCCUAUGCAUCUUUAAUAAGAUUCCAAGAAAUGGUGGGAAAUCGAGACUUUUCAAAUCCUUCAACUCACCGUACACGUUCAUCACGUUUGAGCAAUUCAUUGUCAACAAAAUCUCUUAGCCUCAGGUCCGGGAGCUUAAGAAAUUUAAGCUAUCAAUAUAGUACAGGUGCUGAUGGGCGUAUAGAAAUGAUAUCCAAUGCUGAAACAGAAAGAAAAAAUCCAGCUCCAAGAGGGUAUUUUUUUCGCCUUCUGAAAUUGAAUGCUCCUGAAUGGCCUUAUUCGAUAAUGGGUGCUGUAGGAUCAAUUCUAUCUGGAUUUAUUGGUCCAACUUUCGCUAUUGUAAUGAGUAAUAUGAUUGAAGUUUUUUACUUCAAUAACCCUGCUCGAAUGGAAAGAAAAACCAAGGAGUAUGUUUUCAUAUACGUUGGAGCCGGCUUAUACGCUGUCGUUGCAUACUUAAUCCAACAUUACUUCUUUAGUAUUAUGGGAGAGAACCUUACUACGAGAGUAAGACGAAUGAUGCUUUCAGCGAUAAUGAGGAAUGAAGUUGGAUGGUUCGAUGAGGAGGAGCAUAAUUCUAGUUUAGUCGCAGCACGUCUAGCCACAGAUGCUGCAGAUGUGAAAUCAGCAAUAGCUGAGAGGAUUUCGGUUAUACUGCAGAACAUGACAUCUCUUCUCACUUCAUUUGUAGUUGCAUUCAUUGUAGAAUGGAGGGUCUCACUUCUCAUCCUUGGCACUUUCCCUCUUCUUGUUCUUGCCCAUUUUGCUCAGCAACUUUCUCUCAAAGGAUUCGCUGGAGACACAGCAAAAGCACAUGCAAAAACGAGCAUGAUCGCAGGGGAAGGAGUAAGCAACAUUCGAACAGUUGCAGCCUUCAACGCCCAAGACAAGAUCCUUUCAUUAUUCUCUGCUGAACUUAGUGUUCCUCAGAAACAAAGCCUACGUCGUAGUCAGUUCUCUGGCAUUCUCUUUGGUAUCUCUCAACUCGCUCUUUUUGCAUCUGAAGCUCUAAUCUUAUGGUAUGGUGCACACCUUGUUACAAAAGGCCUUUCCACUUUCUCCAAAGUGAUCAAGGUGUUUAUCGUUUUGGUUAUCACGGCAAACUCAGUAGCUGAGACCGUUAGCCUUGCUCCUGAGAUCAUUAGAGGUGGUGAAGCCAUUGGGUCGGUAUUUUCAAUUCUAGAUAGAUCUACACGAAUUGACCCGGAUGAUCCUGAUGCUGAUAUGGUUGAAACAAUCCGGGGUGAGAUUGAACUACGUCAUGUAGACUUCUCAUAUCCUUCAAGACCUGAUGUAAUCGUUUUCAAGGACUUUAGUCUAAGAAUACGGGCUGGCCAGAGUCAAGCCCUAGUGGGAGCUAGUGGUUCGGGUAAAAGUUCAGUUAUUGCUUUGAUAGAGCGGUUCUAUGACCCGACUGCAGGAAAAGUUAUGAUUGAUGGGAAAGAUAUAAGACGGUUAAAUCUAAAGUCUCUUCGUUUAAAAAUUGGGUUAGUCCAACAAGAACCUGCACUAUUCGCGACAAGUAUAAUGGAGAACAUUGCAUACGGAAAAGACGGAGCUACAGAGGCAGAGAUUAUUGCAGCUGCAACUGCAGCAAAUGUGCAUGCAUUUGUUAGUGGUUUGCCCGAAGGGUAUAAAACUCCGGUAGGUGAAAGAGGAGUUCAACUCUCGGGUGGACAAAAACAAAGAAUCGCAAUUGCCCGAGCAGUUCUAAAAAACCCGACAAUUCUCUUACUAGACGAAGCCACAAGUGCUUUAGAUGCUGAAUCUGAGUGCGUGCUUCAAGAAGCACUAGAAAGACUAAUGAGGGGACGAACCACAGUUCUGAUAGCCCAUCGUUUAUCAACAAUCCGAGGGGUUAACAGUAUUGGUGUGGUCCAAGAUGGUCGAAUCGUGGAACAAGGUAGCCAUGGUGAUCUUAUAAGCCGACCCGAGGGGGCUUACUCUAGGCUCUUGCAACUACAACAACAUCGCAUAUGAUUAUAAAAGGGGUUGGUUUAUGUAGACAAAAAUAGUAGGUAAAUUGUGCAUGUUUUUGGUCUCCAAUCGUUAUGUGAUGUAUAAGCCUUAGGUUUCAUUUGUUUGUUCGAUUGGUUCCAUCUUAACUACCCUCCCCUCAACAUUUUGUAAUUGAAUGCUUGUGUUGUUUUGUAUUAUAUAUUUUUUGCAUAUUCAACAUCAA
Molecule: messenger RNA, 4019 nt
Organism: Erigeron canadensis
Lineage: Eukaryota; Viridiplantae; Streptophyta; Magnoliopsida; Asterales; Asteraceae
Product: ABC transporter B family member 19
Exons: 9
Coding region: 59-3817 (1252 amino acids)
Biological process (GO): transmembrane transport
Cellular component (GO): membrane
Molecular function (GO): ABC-type transporter activity; ATP hydrolysis activity; ATP binding
Source: RefSeq, a predicted model, not a curated record